This is a messenger RNA of Limanda limanda (common dab), 3423 nucleotides long. It is a transcript of the gene arhgef2a, whose product is annotated as Rho guanine nucleotide exchange factor (GEF) 1a. Gene Ontology annotation, biological process: positive regulation of neuron differentiation; actin filament organization; regulation of Rho protein signal transduction. Gene Ontology annotation, molecular function: microtubule binding; guanyl-nucleotide exchange factor activity. Bases 118 to 2805 code for a protein of 895 amino acids. The record is from RefSeq and is a predicted model, not a curated record. The transcript is spliced from 22 exons. Gene Ontology annotation, cellular component: cytoskeleton; ruffle membrane. Lineage: Eukaryota; Metazoa; Chordata; Actinopteri; Pleuronectiformes; Pleuronectidae.
CUUUCUGAGGAUCUAGAGAAGCAUGCUAACAUUAAUAUUGGAAAUUGAAUUUUCUGACUUGCUGAUUGCCUGAGUCUUCCUGGAACCUGUCAUUGUGAGAAAAUCUGAGCUGUCAAAAUGUCAAGAGUUGCCAGUCUGUCAAAACUGCGGCAAGAAAGGAUGAGGGAGAUCAGCUUGCGGAAUAAAGAGAGAGAGCGCAUGAGGGAGCAAGAGAAGGCAGCAAGGGAAAGGGAGGCACGUUACAGCAAUGGUCAUCUCUUCACGUCAUUGACAGUUUCAGGAACUACACUCUGCACAGCAUGUAACAAGAGUAUUACUGCCAAGGAGGCCCUCAGCUGCCCAACAUGCAACAUCACUAUUCACAACCGCUGUCGAGAUGCUUUGCCCAACUGCGCCAAAAUGAAACAGAGGCAGCAGAAGACAGUCCCGUUGAAGAAUAACUCAGCCUUGCAGAAUAUCACUCUGCGUGCAAAAACUCCAGGAAUGCGUGAACGCCCAAGUUCGGCCAUCUACCCUUCUGAUAGCUUCCGACAGUCCCUGUUGGGAUCCCGCCGAGGUCGCUCCAGUCUGUCCCUGUCUAAGAGUGUCUCCACCAACAACAUUUCAGGGACCUUUAUUGAUGGCUCUCCCCUGGGGCUACGCAGGAUCCUAUCCCAGUCCACAGACUCCCUCAGUUUCAGGACCAGAGCUAUGUCAGUGGAGUCUCUCAAUGAUGAUGGAGACAUCUAUUAUAAUUCAGUGCUGGAGGAGCUGGAGAUGGAGGGCCAGGACUUUAAGGCGGAUUCUUGGAGCAUGGCUGUGGACAGUCGCUAUUUGCAGACACAUCGCAAAAACGUCAUCAAGAGGCAGGAUGUCAUCUAUGAGUUUAUUCAGACAGAGCUACACCACAUGCGAACGCUGCAUAUCAUGGAGAGGGUGUUUCAGCAGGGCAUGCUGGAGGAGCUUCAGCUAGAGCCUUGCACUGUGCAUGCUAUUUUCCCCUGUUUAGAGCCACUGAUCAGGAUGCACUCUCAGUUCCUGGCACAACUGCUCCUUCGGCGUAACAAUAGCCUGGAGUCUGGAUCCAGCUACAAUUUCACCAUUCGCCAGCUGGGAGACAUUCUACUACAGCAGUUCUCAGGCCAGUGUGCAGACGACAUGCAGAAGACAUAUGCAGAGUUCUGUAGCCGCCACUUAAAGGCUGUAAAAUUGUACAAGGAACUGCUGGCCAGAGACAAGAGGUUCCAGUGCUUUAUACGGCGGGUGAGUCGCGGGCCACUGCUGCGUUGCCAUGGGGUUCAGGAGUGCAUCUUGUUGGUGACUCAGCGGAUCUCCAAGUACCCUGUCCUUAUUCAGCGCAUUCUGGACAACACCACUGAGGAUGAGGAAGAAGUCUCUUCUCUGGCACAGGCUCUUUCAAUGGUCAGAGAACUUCUCUGUUCAAUAAAUCAGCAGAUGGGGGAGAUGGAGAAAAUGCAACGGCUCCAAGAGAUCCAGGCCAAGCUGGACCCAAGGGCUGAGGCCCGAGUCAGACUUGGCGGAGUUUUCAAGCCUGGAGAAUUGUUUCGCCGGAAACUAGUACUUGAAGGCACACUUUUCUGGAAAACUCCAGGAUCCCGGCUCAAAGAUAUACACGUCUUACUGAUGACAGACAUCCUGGUGUUUCUGCAAGAGAAAGACCAGAGGUACAUCUUUCCAAGUUUGGACAAAUCUCCAGUACUGUCCCUCCAGAACCUUAUAGUGAGAGAUAUAGCCAAUCAGGAGCGAGGCAUGUUCCUCAUCAGCGACUCCUCUCCUCCUGAGAUGUACGAGAUUCAUGCUGCCUCUAAGGAAAACAGAAAUGUCUGGAUACGCCACAUUGAGCACACAGUCAGCAAGUGCCCAUCAAGAGAGGAGUUCCCCCUAAUAGAGACUGAGCACAAGGCCCAUCUGAGGAGACUCAAAGCUGACCUUCAUCACAAGGACCAGGAAAUGCUUGAGCUCCUGCAAGAGAGGGUUACAGUAUUCUGUGAGCUGGCAGAGGUGUCAAGUGGUCAGGAGGGCCUACAGCCUCCCAUCACACGUUACCUAUUCAGGGCAGACACACCCCAAGCUCCUCGUGCAGAAAAACUCCUACUGGAAGCCACAGCUGAAGUGGACAAGUUGAGUGAAGUCCUUCUGGGCUCCAGUGUGGACAUCCCUCUUCUAUGCCAUCACAACCGCAACGUGGUAGAAGCCAGUAAUCAGGAUCUGAUGAUCAAUGGAGCCCAUGAUUUCUGUGCAGCAAAGGAGAUCUGUCAAAGGCUGGUGAAUCUCAGUGUCUACCUCCAUGCACUCCAGGGUGCUAUCAUCAAACAAGACUCCAUCUUGGAGCUGCUGCUACAGGACACCAUUGUGCCGGCUGUAGCAGGAGUAUGGCGCCCUCUCUGGCAAGAUGGUGGCAAUCGGGAGGCCAGUGUAGGAUCAACCAUUGGGGAACUAACUCUUUUGCAGAGACAACACAGCCUGCUACAGGAAGAACUGCUGAGGUUACGGGAUGCCGAGAACCGGUUCAAGGACAGCGAGAAGGCCCGGGCCAAGCUAGAGAGACAAGUCCGAAACAUGAGGGUCUGCAACACGGCUGCACCUGACUCCAAGCAGCUGGAGGAGCAGGCUUCUCAACCUGCAUCUCUGCAACCAGGAAGGUGUGUCAUAGCUGACACCCCACAGGCCAGGCAGGAGCCAAUCCACCCAUCUGAUGGUGUACAGGAUGAAAGUGAUUUGGAGGUAGACAUGACAUCAGACGAUGAUGAUGGGACAGCAUCUGCAAGCUCCAAAGAUCUUCAAGAUAUUCCAGAGGACAUCUGAUUGUCUGAAUAUUUCACAGUGCUGAUCAGGUCAUAUGGAUUUUGAUGUAACCGGAUUGACUUCAAAAAUGUGUAUCUUAUAGUCUUAAUAUUUAUUAAGCUGCUUUUGAGUGGAUGGCAUGUGGCAGAAAGUGUUUUGAUUUUUAAAUUGUAUGCUUUGGAUUAUUUCCAUGAUAUAAUCCAUCACUUGACUAAAGGGUGUGGAAAAUAGAUUGAUAUUGCUUAUAUGCAUGUAACAAUCAUAUCUCAAGUUUUGACAAGGUCUGAGGGAUAGGGUAUACAAGUAUUGCUAAUCUUCAAUUAUUUUACAUAUAGUACAAGUUAAACAUCCAUUGUUUUUUUUUCAAUAUUUUCUUCUCAAAAUCUAAGAAUUAAGUCGGAACUUGUUUUAUAUUGAAAUAAUUUUUUCCUUUAUGACAAUUGGGUAUGAAACAUGGAAUCACACUUUUGUGGUUUACACCAGAGGUUGGUGAGGGGGGGCCACCAAACAGUUCCGGGGCGGGGUCAGUCAAUGAGCAGAAUAGCCUGAAUGGGUGGAAUUUGUUUAGAGUUCCAAGAUACAAUAGUUUAAGCAAAUAUUACUGAUAUUCCUUAUUUACCCUGGUGUGAAAUUAAUAAA